Molecule: messenger RNA, 1950 nt
Organism: Brachypodium distachyon (stiff brome)
Lineage: Eukaryota; Viridiplantae; Streptophyta; Magnoliopsida; Poales; Poaceae
Product: snRNA-activating protein complex subunit
Exons: 11
Coding region: 62-1783 (573 amino acids)
Biological process (GO): snRNA transcription by RNA polymerase III; snRNA transcription by RNA polymerase II
Cellular component (GO): snRNA-activating protein complex
Molecular function (GO): RNA polymerase II cis-regulatory region sequence-specific DNA binding; core promoter sequence-specific DNA binding; RNA polymerase III type 3 promoter sequence-specific DNA binding
Source: RefSeq, a predicted model, not a curated record
GUGCUCACCCCCACCGUAUUGGCGCCGGAACCCAGUGGGGAAGAGAGAAGCAUCCGCGGCGAUGGCGGCGGCUGGAGAGGUACCGGAGAGCUCCACCGUCGGCGAGCGGUCGCGCGUGCCCUUCGCUCGGGGCGGCCCUGUGUUCGUCCCCUUCAUGGUGGGCCCUGUCUCCACCGUCCCCGAGUUCAUGUCCUCCACGCUCCGGGAGGUUCAGUCUUUGCAAGACGAAUUGGGCGACCCAGGGGACGAGUUCGAGGAGGAGCUCUCCGUCGAUGAGCUGAGGGUGCUCUCUGAGGAGGAGAUUGUGGAGCGCGCUCUCAGGGAGGCUAUGGAGGAGGAGCGGCGGGACUCUGGUACUCCAUCACAACCAGGGGAUCAAAGGUUUGAAGGAGGAAUCUCAGUGAAUUCCACUCCUGUAAAUGGGAUUUCCCCCUCAAGGGCAUCAGUUGUAAGACAGAGUUCUGGAUCAGCCAUCGAGGAUAUGGCAAUUGAACUGCCUGAACCGCAAGGUAGCAAUAGAAAAACAAGAGGUGGAAAGAAAAAAACCAGAGCCAAGAAGGCAAAAAACAGUCUUCCCGUCUCAGAUUCAACAGCUGAAAGAGAGACAGCUAGAUCACCUGCUGAGGCAAUUGUACCAUUUGAAUCACAAGGGAGCAAGGGUGAAAAUGGAACCACCACUUCAAAUUCAUCAAUUGAAAGUGAAACACCUGUGCCACCAAGGGAGGAUAUGGUAGUUGUUCCACAUGACCCAGAAGGCACAGAUGGGCAAACAAAAUGCAGAAAGGGCAAAAAGAGAGGCAGGCAUUUUGACCGGGAAGUUCGAGCACAUAUUUUACAGGGGAGAUAUCUUACUAAAGCAGAGAAGAUGGCAGAAAUCAAGGUUAAGCAAGAAGAAGACAAAUAUGCAGCGAGGUUGCACUCAUUCAGUGGUGAUUCUGUGAUGUCCAAAGGUCCGAAGGCAUUAGCCGAGAAAACUGAUAUGGCAAAAUCUCUUACAUACAUGAGUGCCGCUUGGAAGAACAAAGCUUUGAGAUCUGGGGAACACAGAUCUAUAGUCUAUCCAGAAGUAAUUCUUUGUGUUGAAUUUUAUGAGAAGAGACAUAGCUCUGUGAAAAGCCAGGAAUUUCUUGUGUUGGGAAGUCAGUUCCUUACAGAUCUAAAGGACAAUCUGUACUGUUUAACUAAUAAGUUGAUGGAGGUGAACAAGCAACAUGAUCGUUCUGGCUAUUUUCUUAUUGAGGACACGUUCUACAAUGACACGAGACAUUGUUCUGCUGUUGAUUACAGCAAGCCUAUACUUGACUGGCUUAACAAUUCCAGUGAUGAGGUGGCAGAGAAGUGGGAUGCCAUAACCUCUGGCGUGUUGAAGAGACAUCAAAAGAACUUGCUGAGGGGUUUGAAUAUUUCAAAUGUGCCCGAGUUUAAAUCUGCAAAAAUGCAAAGGACACGCUUUUCAGACCUGCAAUUCCAGCUUGGUGCUGGGUACCUCUACUGCCACCAGGGGAACUGCAAGCACAUGUUUGUGAUUAGAGACAUGAGGUUGAUCCACCCAGAAGACACGCAGAACCAAGCGGAAUACCCGCUCCUGACAUUCCAGUUGCAGAGGCGUCUCCAGAAGUGUUCGGUGUGCCAAAUCUACGUUGCAACGAAGAUGACAGUGGACGAUAAAUGGGCUCCAAGUAAUCCUUGUUAUUUCUGCAAGCAAUGCUACUACCUCCUUCACUACAAGGAGGACGACUCGCUGUUAUAUCAUCAUACCGUAUAUGAUUACCCGCAAGACUAAAAAUUGUUUUUUCACUAGAAGGCCUGGCAUUUACUUCUAGUCUCCUUCUGUGUAUAUUCUGUUUUUAAGGUUAAAAUGUAUAUUCUUUUCUGCAAGGAAAUACAGAUGCCGACAUGUAUUGUAUCGAUGGAUCUCUUUUUAAAUAUUACACCCUAUGUUUCGAAAUA